AACCAGCUCAGCUCAGCGUCAGGACAGGGCCCAAUUUCAUGGCUUAGCUUACCGUAAAGGUUUAAGAGUAACAACCUUGAUUCCGUUAGUCCUGAAGGAGUGCCAGAUCACAGUACCACUCAUGUCUGACAGUGAUGCCAGUGCGUUCUCGGACGGCGAUAGCGAUGGGAGCUACCAAGCCAAGAGUGAUGGAGAGGUUUUCUUGAAACCCCAAAAACUCCCCCAGGAUGAAAGCCCAGUAGGGAGUGAAGCAGAAGAAGCUCCCAGUGAUGAGGGCAGCGAGGCGGGGAGCGUCGUCGGGGGCAAUGAAGAGGAAGAAGAAGAAGGAGAGGACUUAAUGCCCGAAGAGGACGAAGAAUACGAUUCUGAAGAGGAUGAUCCCGUGGCCAAUCGGAAGAAGGCCAGAUUCAGGGAGUUCAUCUUGGACGAGGCCGAUGUUGACAAUGACUACGAGGAUGAUGAAGAAGGUGAUUGGGAGGAAGGGGCUAAGGAUCUGAUCGAUAUGAAGAGUAAUCGAGUAGAGCAGGAUGAGACAGAGAGACACGGAGCUAGGAGGCUGCAACAGCUACUCAGUCACCAAAAGGAAGACGAAAUUGCUGAGUACUACAAACGCAAAUAUGCUGAGACAUCAGCAAGGAGCUAUGCUGAUGAAGACGAGGUACCAGACCAGAUCACACAACAGGGACUUCUACCCGGAGUGAAGGAUCCCAAUCUGUGGAUGGUGAAGUGUAAGAUCGGAGAAGAGAAGGCGACUGCCUUCCAGAUGAUGAGGAAAUUUAUUGCCUACCAGUACCAGGAUGAGCCGUUGCAGAUCAAGUCUGUCGUGGCAGUAGAAGGCCUAAAGGGCUACCUUUACAUAGAGUCCUUCAAGCAGACUCACGUUAAGCACGCCAUCCAGGGUGUUGGCAACCUCCGCAUCGGGCUCUGGAACCAACUCAUGGUCCCCAUCAAGGAGAUGACAGAUGUCCUGAAGGUCGUCAAGGAGAUUGUAGCGCUCAAACCUAAAUCAUGGGUGCGACUCAAGAGAGGGGUCUUCAAAGAUGACCUCGCCCAGGUGGACUACGUGGAGACGUCUCAGAACCAGGUCACCCUCAAGCUCCUCCCACGUAUAGACUACACGAGGAUGCGUGGCACCAUACGCGCACCGAACACCGAGAAGCGCAAGAAGAAACGAAGACCUGUUCAAAAGCUCUUUGACGAGGACGGGGUCAGAGCGAUCGGUGGAGACGUUUCCAAAGACGGUGACUUUCUAAUCUUUGAGGGCAAUCGUUUCAGUCACAAAGGAUUUCUGUAUAAGACGUUUGCCAUGAGUGCCAUAGUUGCUGAAGGAAUCAAACCAACUUUAACGGAGCUGGAAAGAUUUGAAGAUAGACCCGAAGGAAUUGACGUUCAGUUGGUUGCGGACAGCAAGAACAGUCAAGAGCAGGUUCAUAACUUCGCUGCCGGAGACAACGUAGAGGUCAUCGAGGGUGAUCUCAUUCACCUCCAGGGGAGGGUCAUCUCAGCAGAGGGGAACACUAUAUCUGUACUGCCUAAACAUGAAGAUCUAAAGGAUAUAUUGGAGUUCCCAGCCCAUGAAUUAAGGAAACAUUUCAAGAUCGGUGAUCACGUCAAGGUUAUCGCUGGUCGAUACGAAGGAGAUACUGGACUAGUGGUUAGAGUCGAGGAGAAUCUGGCUGUACUCUUCUCAGAUCUCACCAUGCAUGAGAUGAAAGUAUUACCUAAGGACAUGCAGCUCUGUCAAGAGAUGAGUUCAGGAGUGGAUACAAUGGGACAGUUCCAGCUCGGCGAUCUUGUGCAGCUUGAUCCACAGACUGUCGGCGUGAUUGUACGACUGGAGAAAGAAACAUUCCAAGUACUCAAUAUGAAUAAUAAGUUGGUGCACGUCAAAUCGGCGGCAAUCACAAGGAAGAAGGAUUCUCGUAAUGCUAUAGCCCUGGAUGCCGAACAGAAUAAUAUACAAGUCAAAGACAUCGUUAAGGUCAUCGAUGGGCCUCACUCGGGUCGUCAGGGCGAGGUGCGUCACAUCUACCGCAGCUUCGCGUUCCUUCACUCUCGUCUGAUGACGGAUAACGGAGGUAUCUUCGUCUGUCGAACGAGACACAUCGUGCUGGCUGGAGGGUCGAGGCAAUUGGAUGCUGGUUUAGGUACUGGAUACAGUCCCAUGUCACCAAGGAUCUCUAGUCCAGCUCAUCCUAGCAGUGGAGCACAAGCUGGAGGAGGCUCGAUGGGUCGCGGAAGGGGGCGUAUGAGCAGAGAUAUGGAGCUGAUUGGUCAGACUGUUCGAAUAUCACAAGGACCCUACAAAGGUCACAUUGGAAUUGUGAAAGACGCCACUGAAUCUACCGCUAGAGUAGAGCUCCAUGCUAUGUUUAGGACCAUCAGUGUCGAUAAAAAUAGACUCAACAAAGUAGGAGGACAAAUCAGGACUGGUGCUACCACAGCGUAUGGCCGAACCCCAAUGUAUGGUUCCCAGACUCCCAUGUAUGGCAGUUCAGGUUCCAAGACUCCGGUGUAUGGGUCACAGACUCCUCUGCAUGAUGGUAGUAGGACUCCACAUUACGGCUCGCAGACCCCAUUGCAUGAUGGGAGUCAGACACCAGGACGGUCCGGAGCGUGGGAUCCAACGGUUACCAACACACCUAGCAGAUCCAGUGAUUAUGACUUCAGCUAUGAUGAAGCGUCCCCAUCCCCCCAGCCCUACGGUACUACCCCCAACCCCGCUACCCCAGGCUAUGGGUCUGAGACACCCCCUAGUAACGGUCCUUACACCCCUGCUACUCCAGGCAGCUCCUCAGGGAUGUAUGGAAGUGAAUCUACGUACUCUCCUUAUCAACCUACUCCAUCACCGGGAAACUAUCAACCGACACCCAGUCCAUCCUCAAGCUCCUUCCAGCAGGCCCCUAGUCCAGGCAGUUACCAACCCACCCCAUCCCCAGGUAGCUACCAACCCACUCCGUCCCCUUCUAGCUACCAAGCCACCCCUAGCCCUGUGGGGUUCCCCAUGACGCCCGGUGCACCCUCCCCGCUUGGUUUCAACCCCCAGACUCCUGGGGGUAUCGGAGGUACGGACUCCGGCCUGACUGAGUGGCAGUCCACGGACAUCGAAGUGAAAAUCAUGUCUCAUGAGGACAAAGCACUGGUGCAGAAGACGGCCGUCAUUCGGAGUAUCACAGGGAGAAUGUGUUCCGUUUUCCUCCCGGAUGAGGAACGUGUCGUCAAUGUUCCCAGUCAAGACCUCAAGGCCAUCACACCAUCUAAGAUGGACAGAGUGAAAGUGAUCGAUGGUGAGAACCGAGACCAUACAGGAGUUUUGAUCAGUAUCGACGGAGACGACGGAAUAGUCAAGAUGGAUGCAGGGGUGGGGCAACAUGCAGACUUCAAGAUUCUAAAUCUACCGUUACUUGCUAAGCUACAUAAAGAAUAAAAGGUUAACUGCAAAAGUCGGUGCAAAAGCGUAGUGACAACAAAAGGUAUUUCAAGGAAAAAAGUACGCACCGAGAUAUGAUGUUUUUGUCAGUGAGCAUUUUUGUACGAUAUACAAUUUUUUUUUUUCAAAUUUCAAAAUACAAUGUUUUUGCACUGAGCACUGUCUUGGCGGGACGGCCCAACAACCUGACUUCAAGAUUCAUCAUUUACUGUCGCUCGCUGAACUGCAUAAAUAAACACUUAGCUUCAUCAGUGCAAAAGCGUUGUUUCCCCAAAAA
Molecule: messenger RNA, 3707 nt
Organism: Asterias rubens (European starfish)
Lineage: Eukaryota; Metazoa; Echinodermata; Asteroidea; Forcipulatida; Asteriidae
Product: transcription elongation factor SPT5-like
Exons: 25
Coding region: 122-3427 (1101 amino acids)
Biological process (GO): regulation of DNA-templated transcription elongation; regulation of transcription by RNA polymerase II; transcription elongation by RNA polymerase II
Cellular component (GO): DSIF complex
Molecular function (GO): protein binding; mRNA binding
Source: RefSeq, a predicted model, not a curated record